Stegostoma tigrinum is the source of this 4938-nucleotide messenger RNA. RefSeq names its product adaptor related protein complex 2 subunit beta 1 (gene ap2b1). Gene Ontology annotation, molecular function: clathrin binding. Bases 128 to 2989 code for a protein of 953 amino acids. Lineage: Eukaryota; Metazoa; Chordata; Chondrichthyes; Orectolobiformes; Stegostomatidae. The record is from RefSeq and is a predicted model, not a curated record. Gene Ontology annotation, cellular component: clathrin adaptor complex; membrane coat. The transcript has 22 exons. Gene Ontology annotation, biological process: vesicle-mediated transport; intracellular protein transport.
CGGCCUCCCCGGGACGGUUUUUCCGGGUACACAGUGCCUCUCCCACUCUGGGUGGUUCCAUCUCUGCUCUCUCCAUUUCCCCGGCUUCAUCUCGGGAAUCUCACAGGAAGCUUAAAAUACUGCCACCAUGACUGACUCGAAGUAUUUCACCACUAAUAAGAAAGGAGAGAUAUUUGAGUUGAAGGCUGAACUGAAUAAUGAAAAGAAAGAGAAAAGGAAAGAAGCAGUUAAGAAAGUCAUUGCUGCUAUGACAGUCGGCAAGGAUGUGAGUUCACUGUUUCCAGAUGUGGUGAACUGCAUGCAGACAGACAACCUGGAGUUGAAGAAGCUGGUUUAUCUUUACCUCAUGAAUUACGCCAAGAAUCAGCCUGACAUGGCCAUCAUGGCUGUCAACAGCUUUGUCAAGGAUUGUGAAGAUCCUAACCCCUUGAUUAGAGCCCUGGCAGUCCGUACAAUGGGCUGCAUACGUGUGGAUAAAAUAACAGAGUAUCUUUGUGAGCCUCUCCGUAAGUGUUUGAAAGAUGAAGAUCCGUAUGUUCGGAAAACAGCUGCUGUCUGUGUAGCCAAACUGCACGAUAUCAAUGCUCAGAUGGUAGAGGAUCAAGGCUUCCUGGAUUCACUGCGAGACCUAAUUGCUGACUCAAACCCCAUGGUAGUUGCAAAUGCUGUGGCAGCACUGUCUGAGAUUAGUGAAUCCCAUCCCAACAGCAACCUGCUUGACCUCAAUCCUCAGAACAUCAACAAACUCAUCACCGCUCUUAAUGAGUGCACCGAGUGGGGUCAGAUCUUCAUACUUGACUGCCUAUCAAACUACAACCCCAAGGAUGAGCGUGAGGCACAGGGUAUCUGUGAGCGUGUGACUCCACGGCUUUCUCAUGCAAACUCUGCAGUUGUGCUUUCAGCUGUCAAAGUGUUGAUGAAAUUUAUUGAGCUUCUUCCUAAGGAUUCUGAAUACUACAACACCAUUCUGAAGAAGCUGGCUCCUCCUCUUGUCACCCUUCUGUCUGGAGAGCCAGAGGUCCAAUAUGUAGCUUUGAGAAAUAUCAACCUUAUUGUACAGAAAAGGCCUGAAAUUCUGAAGCAAGAGAUAAAGGUGUUCUUUGUGAAGUACAAUGACCCAAUCUAUGUGAAACUGGAGAAACUGGACAUCAUGAUCCGUCUGGCCUCUCAGGCGAACAUUGCCCAGGUCCUGGCAGAGCUGAAAGAAUAUGCCACUGAAGUUGAUGUAGACUUUGUGCGGAAAGCAGUUCGUGCCAUUGGCCGCUGUGCCAUCAAAGUUGAGCAAUCUGCUGAACGUUGUGUGAGCACGCUGCUUGAUCUCAUUCAGACCAAAGUGAAUUAUGUCGUCCAGGAGGCUAUUGUGGUCAUAAGGGAUAUCUUCCGCAAGUAUCCCAACAAGUAUGAGAGCAUCAUUGCAACCUUGUGCGAAAACUUAGAUUCACUUGACGAACCGGAUGCACGGGCAGCCAUGAUCUGGAUUGUGGGUGAAUACGCAGAACGAAUUGACAAUGCUGAUGAGCUGUUAGAAAGCUUCCUGGAUGGCUUCCAUGAUGAAAGUACCCAGGUGCAAUUGACCCUGCUUACGGCAAUUGUGAAAUUAUUCCUAAAGAAGCCAACCGAUACUCAGGAGCUGGUCCAGCAGGUCCUCAGUCUGGCAACACAGGAUUCUGAUAAUCCUGAUCUCCGUGAUCGUGGUUACAUUUACUGGCGCUUGCUGUCCACAGACCCUGUGGCUGCAAAAGAGGUAGUGCUGUCUGAAAAACCACUGAUCUCUGAAGAGACUGACUUGAUAGAACCAACCCUGCUGGAUGAGCUCAUCUGUCAUAUCGGCUCAUUGGCAUCCGUUUACCACAAACCUCCAAAUGCAUUUGUGGAGGGUAGCCACGGGAUUCAUCGCAAACACCUGCCAAUGCAAGUUGGAGGAAUUGAGCCUGAUAGUCCAGUUGGGCCAACCCCUGCAGCUAACUUGACUUUGGAGCAACAACCUCAAGUUAUUCCAUCCCAAGGUGACCUUCUGGGUGACCUGCUGAACCUUGACCUGGGACCCCCUGUCAAUGUACCACAGAUGUCUUCAAUGCAGAUGGGAGCUGUGGAUCUUCUGGGAGGUGGACUAGACAGUCUGCUUGGGGGCGAUCUUGGCGGGCCUACUGGUGGGAGUCCAGCGGUUGGUCAAAGCUUUAUACCAUCUUCAGUGCCAACUACAUUUGGGCCAUCACCAACCCCUGCUGUGCCAAGCAGUGGCCUGAGUGAUCUGUUUGAACUGUCAACUGGAAUUGGAAUGGCAACUGGAGGCUAUGUGGCUCCCAAAGCUGUAUGGUUACCCGCAGUGAAAGCUAAAGGCUUGGAGAUUGCUGGCACUUUUUCCCGACGGCAGGGUCACAUUUACAUGGAAAUGAGCUUCACAAACAAGGCGUUACAGCACAUGGUUGACUUUGCCAUUCAGUUCAAUAAGAAUAGCUUUGGGGUGAUCCCCACGACUCCACUUCCAAUUCACACUCCAUUGAUGCCAAAUCAGAGCAUUGAAGUCUCCUUACCGCUGAAUACCAUUGGCCCAGUGAUGAAAAUGGAACCGCUGAAUAACCUUCAGGUUGCUGUGAAAAACAACAUUGACGUCUUCUAUUUCAGUUGUCUGAUUCCACUGAAUGUGCUGUUUGUGGAGGAUGGGAAAAUGGAGCGCCAGGUCUUCCUUGCCACUUGGAAAGACAUCCCCAAUGAAAAUGAGCUUCAGUUUCAAGUUAAAGACUGCCAUCUAAAUGCAGACAUGGUAUCCAGUAAAUUGCAGAACAGUAAUGUGUUUACCAUUGCAAAGAGGAAUGUGGAAGGCCAGGACAUGUUGUACCAAUCUUUGAAACUAACCAAUGGGAUCUGGAUGCUGGCGGAAUUACGCAUUCAACCUGGAAAUCCCAACUACACGCUGUCUCUAAAGUGCAGAGCGCCGGAGGUGUCACAUUAUGUCUACCAAGUCUAUGACACGCUUCUGAAAAACUGAAGAUCAGAACAAGCUUGCCCAACAUAAUGGACGUAAAUGUCUUAUUACACUCCAUUCAGCAAAUACCACGAUCUGUGCAUAUGUGAAAUGGAUCGUAAACAAAAUAAAGUUUUUUUUUAAUGGAAAUGUACUGAUUAAAUGGUGAAAUCCACGAUUGUAUAUGUUUAAUCAAAGUUGUCAACUAGUCUUCUUUUGGUGCCAGACAUUUGUAUUUUGUUCGCUUACUUCCUAAACAAAAACCACUGUUGAGACCACUAUUUCAAGGCAAUGUUAUUCCAUCUGAUAUGUUUGUUGUGUGGCCAAGUUUGUUCUGUUUUAAAAAUUGCUUUAAAUGCUAUGUACAGUUAAUUAGGCUAUCGAAUUCGGGGACUAUACAGAUCCCUGUAGGACAGAUUAAUUGUUGUGGAAUGUCUUAACGAGGUGGGGUUAUGUUAAGGGGCAAGUACAGGGACCUGAAGUAACCCCUUGAAAUUUUUUUCCUACUGAAGAAUAUUUUUCAGUUGCUAAAGUUGCAUUUACUUGCAUCUCUACAGAAUGCCCUUUCAGAUGUCCUUUUGGUUCUGCUGCAGAAUCAUUGCAAGUUUUCCAACUGCUUUGUGUCGGAGCUCCUAUAAAGAAGCUCCAGUGGCCAAUGGCACUCACCCAUGUUCAUUUUUUGAUUGGAAGUUCUGCUGUCUUUGAGGCUGGUAUUUUCCGCUGAAGCUGCUGACUUCUCGAAGUUUUUUUUAGGUGGGAAUAUUGUAUUACUGCUGAAACUUGUGAAAUUUCCUGCUUUGGGACAGCCUCAAAAGUGUCUCCAAUUCUGAAGGUUUUGUUUGGAGUUAUAGUUGUAUGUGGCAUCGUACGUUGUCCUCAUACAAGGUUCCCGGUUUUUGUAAAUGAUCUGCUCUUGUUGCAGUUUGUUUUUAAAAUCCAUCACGUUCUCAAUAAACUGUUUGUCAAAAUAAUAAAAGUGGUGUGGUAAAGCAGAGGACAAUGUCUCACUGAAAUGCUAUUCGCUGUAUUUCGAUGGUGCAUUCACUGACCUGUAUUAUUGCCAGUCUACUUUGUAAUUGAAAUUUAUUUUCGGGUAUAAUACUCUGCGUGUUUAGGUGUCGCACUGAUUGUAUCUAUAUCAACUGGAUUAUUUUUUGGCUGUGUGUGAGUGACAAAUAGCUUGGCAUAUGUCUCUCCCAAGUGGUCACCUGGACUUUGACAGUCCAGAAUGAGGAUUAGAUUUUAUAGAAUUUCUCUUGAUUCAGCCUCGUUGAAUGUAUAUUCCAUUUGCUAGCUAGAUUAGUUCCAUGGCACCUUAAUCCCUAAUAACAGGGUGCUGGCAGGCUUUUGUACAUCCAGAAUGUUUGUUGGUCUGAAUGAGCCUUGAGUAGUAUGUCACUGUUGCAUACAGUCAAGUUCUGAAAGACCCCAGGGUGAUUGUCAUCUCUGAUCGCCAGCAGCAUGUGUUGUAUUGGAAUCUUGCCUUCAACAUUUUCAAGGUUGGUACCAUGCACUGUGUUCAAUAAUCAGAAAAGCACAUAAUGGAAACAUCACAGCAGGUUUAUCUCCUGCAGCACUUGACUUAUUUUUGUCUAAAAAUGUUUCACAGUGGGUUUACUUUUCAAACAAUUUUCUGCUUAGUUUUGUUUUGUGUCCUUGAAGAGUUAAAUGAACAGGACCUAGUAUCUCUCAAUCUUCAGAACUUGCUUCUGUUUUAAUGCUGGUGUACUUCACCAUGUAGAAUGCUUCAGAGGUCUUUUCCUGAUCUCCAGUGAUGUAGUCUCCUGUAAUGGAAAGCCAAGAGAAGUUAAUGUCAGCAAAAAGGUAAAUAUCUUCCUGUCUAAUUCUAACAGUUUUCUCUUCUGUCUGUUUCUUCGCAUCCUCUCCAUUGUCUGUUACCUUGCUGUACAACUCUGUCUCAGAUGAACAAAACUAAAUACUUGAUGACAAAGUGUGAAGCUGGAUGAACACAG